GUUAAAACCUCCUCCGGAGUCAGUUUGGAUAAAAAGGUUUUUCUCCCUUCAUGUCUACCGGAUUCUUUCGUCGGUCUUGGACCCCCGGUUUUUCUCUUGGCGGUUAAAGGUUUUCCCGGGAAUUAAACUCCACCAGGUUUGAACGGGACUUUCUCGGAGCAUGGAGCUUCCCGACGCCGUCAGGAAACGUCUGGAGGAUUUUUCCCGUAACGUCCUUUUCGAUCAGAGUCGCACUGAGCAGUUUCCCAAAGACACCGGGGCGUCUUUCCCUCACGAACGCGUUCAGUUCAGCCUGCUGCUCCAGAUGUCUUUGUACUUUAACAUGUGGUUCUUCCCCUGGUGGUGGAUCUGCGAAACGAUCAUGCUUCACCUGAAGUAUCCUGCCCUACCAGACUAUUACAAGUUCAUCCUGGUGACAGUUCUGCUGCUGAUGACGCUGAUCGAGGUCAUCAGACUAUACCUGGGUUACGCUGGGAACCUCCAGGAGAAGGUCCCAGAGCUGGCGGGUUUCUGGCUGCUGAGCAUCCUCCUGCAGUUUCCUCUGGUCCUCUUCCAGCUCUUCAACGAAGCUCUGCUCAUCCAGCCUCUGGAGAGGGCGGUCCACCUGGUCCUCUGCUGCUUCGUCCUCACACAGGCUCUCACAGGCUUCGUGGCGCUGCGGGACAUGGUCAGACACACGGGAAGCCAGUUCCACCUCCGGCAGUUUGAUUGACGUCUGAAGCUUCGCCCCAACGGACCCAAAACCGACCCGUCUCUGGUUCUACAAGCAUUACUGUACAUAUUUAUUUUUGUAUGUCUUGAAAGUGAAUAAAGUGCCUUUUAUUCUA
Oryzias melastigma (Indian medaka) is the source of this 827-nucleotide messenger RNA. It is a transcript of the gene tmem17, whose product is annotated as transmembrane protein 17. The transcript is spliced from 7 exons. Bases 161 to 712 code for a protein of 183 amino acids. Gene Ontology annotation, cellular component: ciliary transition zone. Gene Ontology annotation, biological process: non-motile cilium assembly. The record is from RefSeq and is a predicted model, not a curated record. Lineage: Eukaryota; Metazoa; Chordata; Actinopteri; Beloniformes; Adrianichthyidae.